AUGGACCACUCGACCCUAGUAUUCGCAUCCGUCUUCCCCGUUCUCUCGCUCUCGCAUACGACGCCUACACCAGUCGCGACUCCUGACUUGGGCUAUAUAGCGCCAGGUACCUCAUUCGGUAGUCCAUAUACCGGCAAAAACAUCGAAGGAUACGGCCAGAAUCAACACCGAGCGGUUAAGCGCAGCCAGGCAUGGAGCUGCGCAACACGGUUCUUGAGCUUGCCGAAAGAUAUCUCAAUCGUUCCGCGAUUGCACAGGACAAGGGAUGUCGAAGAGGCGCUGAGCUAUCUGCUCGUGGGCAAGGGAAAGAGCGAGGAUAGUAAGGAAGAGAGCUUGGUGGAGUGGUAUACGAAUGAGUGCAGAUUGCACUUUGCGAACCAUGUCAGAAGCGGGUUUGAACAACUCUGGGGCAAAGAAGUGCAGCUUCAACAUGCCUGGGAUGUUCUGGACGAGACGCAACGCGCGUUUGAACAGGUGCAGAACUUUUACCUCGAGCCGUUUAAUGAGCAUCUUCUGCCGUUCUUGCAGAAUGAUGGGAGUGCGUCGACGAUAAGGCCAAACAAGCCUACACAGGUGGAGGAGCCGGGGUCGUCGGAUGCUGCUAGCUCGAAGUUUUUGAGAGACUUACAUGCAAUCUUUGCGCAUUGUUUGCCGGCGCAGCGCUACUCGAAGACGCUGAGCUACGUCCUGUACGACGCGGGAUGCAGACUCUACCGCGUAUACGUACGGCAUGAUGGCGUACAGCCCUCAUCGACGCCAGAAGUGACGACCGAGUUCCGGAAACGCAUGACCACGCUUCUUCAAGGGCUGGAGCGCGUCGGUCUCGGCGGCGACAGAGCGCAGAAAGCGUUUGCGCAUGCCAUGAACAAGCUCCUCGACUCUUACAUGACCAGCCACUACCUCAAGGUCGACUGGUAUUCGAAACAGUCGAUUGUAUCGCACAUGAGAUUGUGGAUCGAGAAGGGCUUCUGUCCGCUUGUCGAGCUGGUGUUGGAGUGUCUUCAGUGCGAGCAGAACUUGGACGAGCCAGAGUUGACAAUCCUCUUCGACUUUGUUAUGAACUGGGAUAAGAGUCUGGGUGCUGUGCUUGAUAUCAAGGAGUACUUGAAAGUGCCCGGCGCAAAGCAGCAUCUCACUUCGAGCUUCUCACAGCAGAUUUCGAGGCGCUUGUUGCAUCCUGGAGCGACAACGACUUACAUCUUGAAUAUGAUCAUCAUCUCUAGUCUUCUCACGGAUCUCAGCGACGAAACUGGCAUGAAGUUCUCCAUGAACAGCGAGUUGUCAUACGAAAUUGCCUGCGAAAUGGCCAAGCCAUUCGCGAACUACGGCCAAGACAUGGAUGAGGAGCUCAACUGGAACGACAUGAACUGGCAACCACUGCCCACGGAUGCUUCGCCAGACUACAAGAAGUCAAAGGUGGAAGACGUCAUAUGGUUCUUGCUGACACUUUGGGAGCGAGAAGACUUCAUCAACGAACUGAAGAACAUCUAUGGAGAUCAUAUCCCAGAGUACGAGAAGGAGAUUCGACUUGUGCUCGACUCAAAGCGCAUCAACGCUUCCAUCCGAGCAGCCAGCACAACGUCUUCAUCCGCGUUCCAAACACCAGAUGCCCGCAACAGGAACCUCCAAACACCAGAAGUCCUCGGACCACGAACGCCUCGUCGACGUCGACCUGCACCUCCAGCACCUCCAGCAGGCCCACCAGCCCCAACUCUCAACGCCCAAAUCCUCUCAUCCUUCUUCUGGCCCUCCCUCCGCGACGACACCUUCCUCGUACCGGAGCAAAUCGCGUCUCUCCAAAAAGACUACGAAUCGCGCUUCGAGCGCAUCAAAGGCAUGCGCAAACUCCGCUGGAUGCACGCGCUCGGCACCUCCUCCAUCACCCUCACCUUCGACGACCGCACCGAAGACUUCGACCACCUGACACCCUGGCAAGUCAGCGUUGUGCACGCCUUCCAGCCGCAACCCGGCGAAGAGCACAUCGCUCGCAAAAAGAAAGGCGGCGAGGGCAUCAGCCGCAACGUCUCACAGCUCGAAGACAUGCUGCAAAUGGACGACGCGCUCAUCCGCCAGGCCCUAGCCUUCUGGACCGGAAAAUCCGUCCUCCGCUCCAUUGCACCCGAUACAUACGCCGUCAUCGAAUCGCUCCCGAGUAAAUCCGCGCUCGCAAACGCGGAUUCCAGCGCUGCGGCCGCCGCGGAGGAAUUCGCUGCUAUCCAGGCUGCCACGACGACGGUCAAGUCCCAGGCCGAUCUGCUGAAUGAGAAGAAAGACGUGUACAAGGCGUUUAUACUGGGCAUGUUGACGAAUCAGGGGAAUAUGCCGGUGCCGAGGAUCCUGAUGAUGAUGCGCAUGAUGGUGCAGGGGGGGUUCCCGUUUGGGGCGGAGGAGGUUAGGGAGGUACUUGCGGAGAUGGAGGGGGGUGGGAAGGUUGUGGGGUUUGGGGGGGAUGUUUGGGGGGUGAAGAAGUAG
Parastagonospora nodorum SN15 is the source of this 2472-nucleotide messenger RNA. RefSeq lists its product as hypothetical. The coding region runs from base 1 to 2472 and encodes 823 amino acids. Lineage: Eukaryota; Fungi; Ascomycota; Dothideomycetes; Pleosporales; Phaeosphaeriaceae. The record is from RefSeq and is a predicted model, not a curated record. The transcript is spliced from 5 exons. Gene Ontology annotation, biological process: ubiquitin-dependent protein catabolic process. Gene Ontology annotation, cellular component: anaphase-promoting complex. Gene Ontology annotation, molecular function: ubiquitin protein ligase binding.